GUAGGCGAAUUAUUAUUUUGUUGUGAACAUUCAGAGAAGGUUUUCGUGCGUGUGAGGUAGGCCAUAACAUUCAGAUCGCUUCCGAUAGCAUGCAUUUUGCGGCAUUUUCCUAGGUCAUGAAAAUGCCUAUUAAAACGUAUCAGUUGCCGAAGCUGCGGGAGUGUUUUAAGUUGGUUGACAAAAAUGUUGUUCAUUGGUUUCCUGGGCACAUGGGGAAAGGCAUGAAACAAAUGCAGCAACAGUUGAAGUCUGUGGACUGUGUUAUCGAAGUACACGAUGCCAGAAUCCCAGCGUCGGGUCGUAACCCGAAUUUCAAACAUACUGUCCUGGGUCUGAAGCCGCAUAUUGUUGUCUUGAACAAGAAGGAUUUGAUUCCUGAAGAAGUCGUGCCGCAGGUGGAAAAAAUGUUCCUGCAAAACGGUAUCAGCAACUUGUUGUUUACAAACUGCAAAAGUCACAUGUGUAGUGGCGUGAAGAAAGUGAUUCCCUUGGCCACCAAACUGAUAAGUUCUUCACAAAGAUACAACCGCAGCGAACAGAAAGAAUUCUGCAUGAUGGUGAUUGGCGUGCCCAAUGUGGGCAAGUCUUCAUUGAUUAACGCACUGCGAAACAGGCACCUUCACAAGUCGAAUGCGGCUCACGUUGGUGCUGUGGCGGGGGUGACGCGCAGUGUGCAGACUCGCAUCAAAGUCGGUCACCAACCACUGUUCUACUUGCUGGACACUCCAGGUGUGCUCACACCUAGUGUCACGGACGUGGAGUCGGGGAUGAGGCUGGCGCUGUGUUCCUGCCUGCCAGAUCAUUUGGUGGGAGAGGAAAUGAUCGCGGAUUACCUGCUGUACAUGCUAAACAGGGAACAAAAUUUUACUUAUGUAGAGUAUUUAGGUUUGGAGCAGCCAACAGAUGUAAUAUCCCAGGCACUGGUGAGCCUAGCCCAAAAGCUUGGGAGAACACAAAAGAUACGCAGUAUGGAAGGAGGCUAUGCGGUUAGGUAUGACCUUAAGAGUGCAGCACAGAAUUUUGUUCGUGCAUUUCGAACAGGAGAGUUAGGACCCAUGUUUUUGGACAGAGACAAAUUAUUGACGUGAUAAAUAUGAUACUGCUAAUUGACUUGGUACAAAAUGUUACAUUUAUUAGAAAAUCAUAUAAUAGACACUUCUCUAGACUGGUAGAAUGUCCCUGAUUAAUGUUUUGUGACAUGAGUCAUGAAUGACAUCAAACAAACUACCCUUUUGACCUAAAUAAAAUGCAUACUUAUGUUAUAGGGAUGUUAUGUAACUUAUGUAAGCUUCCUUAAUCUAAAUUCUUCUCAAUGAGAUGAUAAUAAAAAAAUUAACAGUCCAAAAUUUUUGUUUACUCUAAAAAUACAGUUCAAUUUACCUACUUAUAUUUUUUUUUCAAUUAAUGUAUCUUUUAAUAUUUUUUUUUUUAGUUUUCUUUUUAUUGCAGCACAUUAUAUUACCAUUACUAUUUUUUUCCCAUGGAAAUUAAUUACACAAGUUUGGUAUGAGCAAUAUCUUUAAUGCAUUGUAAAAAUAUUAAUACUUAUUUAUGAUACACACAUGUUGUAAUGAAACAAAAAAUAAAUAUUAUUGUUUUCUAUUUUUAA
This is a messenger RNA of Bacillus rossius redtenbacheri, 1609 nucleotides long. Its product is annotated as mitochondrial GTPase 1. The coding region runs from base 117 to 1088 and encodes 323 amino acids. Gene Ontology annotation, cellular component: mitochondrion. Gene Ontology annotation, biological process: mitochondrial translation. NCBI's taxonomy places the organism in Eukaryota, Metazoa, Arthropoda, Insecta, Phasmatodea, Bacillidae. Gene Ontology annotation, molecular function: GTP binding; GTPase activity. The transcript has a single exon. The record is from RefSeq and is a predicted model, not a curated record.